AUGGCGAAGGAGCAUCUCCAGGUUCUCUCCGCCCUCGACGCCGCCAAAACACAAUGGUACCAUUUCACCGCCAUCGUCGUCGCCGGCAUGGGCUUCUUCACCGACGCCUAUGACCUGUUCUGUAUCUCCCUCGUAACCAAACUCCUCGGCCGCAUCUAUUACCACGUCGAUGGAUCCCUUACCCCCGGCUCUCUUCCUCCGCACAUCUCCGCCUCCGUCAACGGCGUUGCCUUCUGUGGGACUCUCUCCGGCCAACUGUUCUUUGGUUGGUUAGGAGAUAAGCUUGGGCGGAAGAGAGUGUAUGGGAUGACUCUGUUGCUUAUGGUUAUUUGUUCGAUUGGAUCUGGAUUGUCGUUUAGUCAUAAGUCGAGUUCUGUGAUUGCGACUCUCUGUUUCUUCCGGUUCUGGCUUGGCUUUGGAAUCGGCGGCGAUUACCCUCUUUCCGCCACCAUCAUGUCGGAGUACGCGAACAAGAAGACUCGCGGCGCUUUUAUCGCAGCCGUGUUUGCGAUGCAG
Dendrobium catenatum is the source of this 516-nucleotide messenger RNA. RefSeq names its product inorganic phosphate transporter 1-4-like. The transcript has a single exon. Gene Ontology annotation, cellular component: membrane. Lineage: Eukaryota; Viridiplantae; Streptophyta; Magnoliopsida; Asparagales; Orchidaceae. Gene Ontology annotation, biological process: transmembrane transport. Gene Ontology annotation, molecular function: transmembrane transporter activity. The record is from RefSeq and is a predicted model, not a curated record. The annotation marks the transcript as partial.